AUGCCUGCGCCCCCUGGCCAUCUGGGCAAUCUGACGCCCGAACAGGAAGCCAAACUGCGUGAGUUUUGGACGGCUACACUGCGAGUGUUUGGUGUGGAAGACGCACAACACGCAGCUGGGACAGAGACGCCGCAGACCGAAGACGCGGUGUCAGAGAUCGAUGUCAAGGAUAAAGAGAAGGCCAAGAAGCGAUUUGGUGUAUUCAAGAGACACAAGGACAAAGAGUCGAGUAGCGGAAGGGCGACCCCGACGAAAGACCCAAGCGAUCACAAGGACGCCGACGACAAGUAUGGUCAGGCCAAAGAGUUUCAGGAGAUCCUGUCUACACAGACGCCCGAGUCUUUGCGCGCUGCCUUCUGGAGCAUGGUGAAGGCCGACCAUCCAGAUGCGCUGUUGCUACGGUUCCUAAGAGCACGGAAAUGGGACGUUGAAAAGGCACUAGUCAUGCUGGUGUCAACGAUGCGGUGGAGAAGUCAAGAGCAACACGUCGAUGACGACGUCGUACUGCGCGGCGAAGGAGGCGCGCUCGAGGAUUCAAAAUCUGAUGACCCAGCCGUCAAGAAGGAGGGACAAGAUUUUCUGGCGCAGUUAAGACUGGGCAAGAGUUUUCUGCACGGGACCGAUAAAGAGGGGAGGCCGUUAUGUUUCGUCCGGGUCCGAUUGCAUAAAGGAGGCGAGCAGACAGAGCGCUCUCUGGAACGAUAUACGGUUUAUGUGAUUGAGACGACUCGGCUCGCUCUGAGGCCGCCUGUUGAGACCGCUUGUAUAGUUUUCGACAUGACGAAUUUCACCAUGGCCAACAUGGAUUAUACCCCUGUCAAGUUCAUGAUCAAGAUUUUCGAAGCCAACUACCCGGAAUCGCUCGGUGCCGUGCUGGUCCACAAGUCGCCGUGGAUAUUCCAAGGCAUCUGGAAGAUCAUCCGCGGCUGGCUCGACCCCGUGGUAGCGGGCAAAGUGCAUUUUACGUCCAAUGUGGACGAUCUCGAGAAAUUUAUCCCGCGGUCGCGGAUCAUCAAGGAAUUAGACGGCGACGAGAACUGGGAAUACAAGUACAUCGAACCCGUCCCGGGCGAGAACGACACAAUGAAGGAGGAAGAGCCACGGAAGGCUGUUGAAGCCGAGCGAGACGCCGAAGUGCGCGAGUAUCAGCGGAUGACCUUCGAGUGGAUAUCCAAAGGCACAGGCCGGGAGGCCGAGAAACUCAAGGAGGAGAGGCAUACCUUGGCGAGGAAGCUGAACGACAACUAUUGGAAGCUCGACAAAUAUGUGCGUGCAAGGACGUACUACGACCGAACCGGCAUGAUCGGGCCAGACGGGACCAUCAACUUUUACCCGCCCACUGCAUCUGCAGGGUCGUCCAACGUGCCGAAGAUUGCAACCAGUGCGGAUGAUGUCGACUAA
This is a messenger RNA of Cladophialophora yegresii CBS 114405, 1401 nucleotides long. RefSeq lists its product as uncharacterized. The transcript is spliced from 2 exons. Lineage: Eukaryota; Fungi; Ascomycota; Eurotiomycetes; Chaetothyriales; Herpotrichiellaceae. Bases 1 to 1401 code for a protein of 466 amino acids. The record is from RefSeq and is a predicted model, not a curated record.